AUGGCGGCUAUUGGCGGUCAGUCCGGCGGAGCGAGUUUACCAGACGCCUGGAACGACGAUGAUUGGGGAACUGGCCAGAAACCAGCUACCUCUGAACCCAUAGAUCAGCUUGAAGCAACGAAAAAACCCUCUCCACCUUCUUCUGGGAACCCUCCGAUAAUUCUCGCAAAGAAGCCUGCCUCGAGUCCAAACCCAGGAUCCGCUGAUGACCUCUCUACCCAUAUGCAGAAUAUGCAAAUUUGGAAUGCUGCUAAUGAAGGCGGUUCCUUCGAGGUCGUUGCGGCAGUCCCCCAAUCCGGGAAGACAUUGUAUCGACCUGAACUCAAGAUUCUGAAGCGAGCGGCGAAUACAAACUCGCCCGAACGUGAUCCCAACAAGGCCGGAAGCCGUACUCCUAAAAGUGAUGGGGGUUCCGACGGAGAAGUGAAGAAGGAGACCCCUCAGGAGAAGAUGGAACGGGAGAGGAAAGAGAAAGAAGAGCGCUAUGCGAAAGCGCGGGAGAGGUUGUUCGGGCCUGAUACUUCUGGAAGCGGAGGCGGGGACUCCAUGGAGAAGAACCCUUCUUCAAAUGGAAAAAACAGUGGAACUGCAACCCCGUCUGGUGUUAAGACUACCGGCCAGCAAAACAAAAAUAUACCUUCGCGCAAAACAUCGCCAUCUUCAAGGCAACGAAGAAGGGAAAGGGUAGACGAUGACUUUGUUCCUCGAAGCGCAAUGGUUGCCGGAACCGUCGAGAGCUAUCAACUAGAUCAACAACUACAAGCAGAGGCUCAUAUGAGGGAAAUACAGUCGAGAACGACCCAUUUCCAAUCAAAUGUCCCUCAGCCUCCAUAUAUGGGCUACCAGACGCAAUAUACAAGCCCUCCCCCAGGCCCUGCGAAUUUUAAUUACAAUAACCAGUCCGGAUUCCCACCACUGCCUCAGCAACAGCAACAACCAUCCUUCAAUGGAGGUCAGGGUGGGAACUUUCCACCGAGACCUUCUCAUGUGGGGGCAUCAUCGUGGAACAACAGCUUUUCUUCCCCCCCGAUGCAACCUCCCCCCCCUCACCAGUUCAACCAAUUUCAAAACCAAAACCAGCUUCCCUACCAAGUUCAGCAGCACCAGGUAUCACCUCCAAACUUUCAACCCCCAUACUCACCCCCCUUCCAUCAGCAGGGGGCGCCUGCGAAUAUGCCGAACCAGGUUUUACCGCUACCCCAGAAUCUCUAUGACCCAAGUUACAGCCAAAAACCGGGGCAUCCGCAGUUUUUCAACCAAAAUGCCAGUAACGGGCCAUCCGUGCAGUUUCCUAUGCGGGAGCCAAAGGUACCCGAUGGCACAGGCCACAGGGGCUCUGGGUUUACCGGGCGUGGAGGUAGCCACGUUAUGGGACUCGGUUCUAUGACACACCACCCACCCGUCCCGCAAGGCAGGGGCUUCCCUAACCCGAUGUUCGCCGGGAACAACCAACAAAACCCACACGGUGGCCCAGGCGCCGGCUUCAAUAGUCCCGCGGCCGCAGCCCCUUGGGGUGUUACUAAUCCCAUAGGAAGCCAGCAACCCGGUCAGAUCUGGGGAAGCGUACCCAACGGGAAUAGCAUGAAUGGUAACCAGGGCUAUUCAGGACAACAGCCACCGCUUAUGGGCUCUUCAUACUCUGGACUUGGGCAGAACAAUGUCUGGGCCAAUCCAGGAACAUGGAACACCGCCGGCGGACAAGGCUCAGGAAGAGGGAAACGGUAG
This is a messenger RNA of Orbilia oligospora ATCC 24927, 1725 nucleotides long. RefSeq lists its product as uncharacterized. The transcript is spliced from 2 exons. Lineage: Eukaryota; Fungi; Ascomycota; Orbiliomycetes; Orbiliales; Orbiliaceae. The record is from RefSeq and is a predicted model, not a curated record. The coding region runs from base 1 to 1725 and encodes 574 amino acids.